Symbiodinium sp. CCMP2456 is the source of this 3402-nucleotide messenger RNA. The record is from the annotation of a GenBank genome assembly. NCBI's taxonomy places the organism in Eukaryota, Dinophyceae, Suessiales, Symbiodiniaceae.
AUGUACACGGAGUUCCAGCGAGCGUACGUAAUGCGGAGGACUUCUAUGAAGAAGCUGGGCGACCAGACGGUCGUCGGAAUGCUCAGCAUGCUGGGAACUCCUCAGUUGGAAAUGAUCAGAUGCGAGACGGGGACACCGCUGAUUCGAGCGGACCUGACAUCGGAGAGGACAGUCCGAGAUUUCUUACACGAGAUGGCGGAGGAGGUGAAAGACUGCAACAGGGCGGCGAAGGCGAACCUUCACGAGAACAGCAAGAUAGCUCAUGGAGUGCAUGGGCCGGAGGCUAUGGGCGCAGUUGCAUUGCGUCAUUGGUCGACUCCACUGUCGAUCUAUUAUUCGCCGUUGUCGCAGGAGCAGAGGCAGUAUCUAUCAGACCAGGACGAUUGGGAGGCUUUCCAGAGGGCAGUGUGGGACGAUGUGCCCCUUGUCGCGCUAUAUGCUGUAUUACCCCGUGGUUUACGUCGGCCGAACGAAGAGAUGAAGAAAUUUAUAUUGACUGGCGAGGCAUGGGAGACGAUUUCAGCAUGGUUGAGCGAAGCUGCCGAGAGGCCACUUCUAUUGUACAAGACGCCGCCAGGGCCACCCUGUCCGGAGCUCUUGUUCACAGCAAAGUGCUUUGCUUGGUCGAAAUGGGUCGAUGUGUAUUACGACCCAUCUGCCUGUGAGAGCCGAGCUCAUGAAGAAGAGUGUCUGGUGAUCCAGACCAUCGACCUGUGUGCCGACGUCAUUUUGUUCGCUUUUGACGUCGCAUACAUUGCUGUCGACCUUCAUUUAUUUUUCACCUCAGCCGGCAUCUGUCAUGUCGCUUACGUCUCAACUUACGCAUCUAUUUUGUUUUCGGUUGCUACCUCGCAGCCGUCCGCUUUUCAUGCUCUCCGGGUAGUGGGCUCAUUCAUCUGGGCUCCUAUCGGCUACUGUUACACGGUUUUGCAACAGUGGAACGUCGCAAGACGCUUGAGCACGAAUUCACAAGUGGGGCAACUUAUUUCGGCCCGGACUGGUGGUAUAUGCCACUACUGUCUGCCGACAGGGUACGACCCCAAUCACGAAUUCGAUCAUCGUUUUCAUGACGUCGAAUCUUACGCACACCGCUGUUACCAGUGCGUCAUUCGACACUGCUUUACCGGCGACCGCCCUAUGUUUGUGGUCGAGCGAGUUCACCAUCGUUUGUUCCACCGAUGCCAGCACGUAGUCGCAUCGGACAGGGAUAGGGCCAGAGGCCAGAUGGCGAACAUUAUGCUGACUCACAGCGCGUUGGUGGAGGAGAGCUCUCUGCUCAAAGAGCACUCCUAUGAGUCCUUUAUAGGACACGCCGUUAGAGCAGAAUUAAAGCUUUUAGGUGGGAACCUCAGGUUCCUGAGCCCGGCCGUCGAGGGUGUCGACGGGCCAGAGCGGAGUGCGUUUCACCAUGGUUCAGCCAGCGGACAUGAGACAUUAACGACACCUCACGUUGAUGCGCAACGGUUCGUUGGUUUGGGCACUCCACUCAUUCCAUACACCCAUGCCGAUCCAGGCACGCCUCUGGACGGUAUCAAGAUAGUAGUAGAUCUCGAGAAAUGUGAUCUCAGGAAAAAUUUAGCUGAACGAUUUGAAAACGAAGAAGCCUUGAGCCACGAAUCAAAGAUAUGCAUCGUUGAUGAGACCCUGUUGGAGACGCACAAUGUACCACCGAAGGCAAAAGUGGUUGUCCCAGGGCUCACCGUGGACGAUUUGUCAAAAAUUAUGGUGGCUUCAAACUCCCACAACAAUUGCAUUGCGGGAAUUGGCAACAGACAUUAUGCGAGGAAGAAAACAACGGUCGCAUGGAACGGAGAGAUAUUCUCAAACACUGUUGGCAACCCGACAGUCCUCAUCAGAAGAUGUGUCCACGCAUACAUCAACAUUUUGGUAAAUGGACUUGCCAACAUUGAUGAGAACACGCUCAUUCGUCAAGACCUGGAAGUUCUUGAAGUGCCUGCUUCUGAAGUCACGUGCGAGCUUCACGGAAAGUCGGUCUUCCCCAUACACAAAGAGAUUGAGGAGAUUGCCACAAACUCAUUCACGAAGGCUAUGAUAUUCAGACUGGCGUACUUCGUGUCUCGUUCCAUCAAGGGUACAGACACAAAAGGCGUCAACAGUCGCAUCUUACGCCUCUACAACGACUUUAAAUCGGGAGGAUUUGCCUCAACGGACUUCGGUUCGUUUGACAGUUCUAUAACCGAUAAGUGUGUUGAAGAUCAUUCAAAACCCGGUUUGCGACGGAUAAUAGAGGAAGCGUUAAUGAACAAGCUCACCGAUAUGUUUCCUGAGUCCAGUGAUCUCAAGAACGCAUCUUCCAAGCGAUGGAAGAAAUCAGAUAAGGUGAGAUUUGACACGCUAACUCUGUUUACAUCCAUCCUUAUCCGGUAUUCAGGCGACGGCUUGACUUCGGUGGGGAACUACAUCAUCAAUUGGACGAUCGACCAGGUCAUAGACGCAAUCGCCGAUUGCCUCUUCACAAUUUAUGACUGGUCUGAAUACACGGCCGACGAAUUCUUCACUUGUUGCGUGGAGAUUAUAAGCAGGCAAGACUUCAUUGACGCCGCGGUCGCUCACGUGAAGAAGACUGCGGAAUACGACGUGGAGACGAUACGUCGUGAGUCAGCCGGGGAACAUGUUCGCAAGCCCAUCAAAGAGUUCAUUGCGGGAGAAGGUGACGAUCGGGCGAAAGCGUAUUCCUGGCCAUUCAUUCAAAAGUUUCAGCUACAAGACCGGCGGAACAAGCGAGCGAGGGAGGUACUUGGACUGGUGACCGCUAUACUAUACGUUGAAGCCGGCAUGUCCUUGGAACCCCAAGACAGAACAGGGCGGGUCGAACCAGACAAACUCAUUGACACUGAAGACAGGAUUGAGUUCGUCAGCAGGAUUUUCGUCCCGUUAAAUGAUGGACAGCUCAUGCGCAGCUUUCCAAAGCUCAGGAAGACGUUCGCCGUCUCAAGUAUCACAUUCAACAUGCGAGACCAGCUACACACGGCUGCAGCCACCAAGAUGAUCAGCAUAAUGAUGGUGUGCGAUCAAUGUCCUCUUCAGUUUGCCUAUUACUCUAUGAUUGCCAGGAUCCACCUGGAACGAGUCGAGGCAGAUACCAUGGACCUGAAGAGGCGCAAAUACGAAUGGUGGGAACAGAAGCUCGUUCAUCUCAUUGAAGACAACGGGCUUUCGGGCAACCUCCGCAAAGUUUACGACUUCCUUCGGGAUCGUUACGAAAAGGAGGAGGAGCCAGGGCUAACCGCCCAAAUGCUCAAGGCCCUUAGCCGUGAGACAAAAAGGACAACGAAGGAAUUGAGCGCCAUGAUCGAUUGCUUCAAUGAGGUAAGUGGGGCCGAUCUGUCAUUGGCAGAGGAGCUCACGCAGAGCUAUGCUACCAUUCUUCCCCCCGUCUGA